Molecule: messenger RNA, 3218 nt
Organism: Amoebophrya sp. A120
Lineage: Eukaryota; Dinophyceae; Syndiniales; Amoebophryaceae
Source: the annotation of a GenBank genome assembly
CAAGCCAUCAUUUUUUCGCAAACCUUGAUCUCUCCACUAGAGCCGCUGUUUCGAAGCUUUUCUGCCCCACAAAAAUGGGGCGCAUCUGCGGCCUGGCCCUCGUGUGGGUGCCUCUGGCCGCGGAACCGUCAGCCAGUCUGCAGAUCAAAGAUGCUCGUCGUUCUAACAGCGCGCAGAGUCCACCGCCCACAGUGGAUAAGAUUGCAACCCCGGUCGGAAAGGCUGCAGCGGUGGCAGGUGCAGGCAAAAUCGCAGACCCGACCAUUGCUGAACAACAAGCAGCUACGGCAACAACCACGGUGGCAGACAUAGCAGCUACCCCCGUUGCUGCUUACGAGAUUCCGCAGCAGUUACAAAUCGUCCAUGGACAGCAGAAAUUCGAAUUGCAGCACAUUUUGAAUUGGUGCUCCCUGCACGGGUCUUUCAAAGUACCCCAGGGUCAGUUCCAAGUCGAGGACAAAGAGCUGGCGUACUACCCAAACCGAACUCCCGGGAAGCGCAUAGUGGUUGUCGCAGACGUGACUGCAACUGCGGAGGGCAAGGAGGAUGACGAAGCCGUCGGGAGCGAGCUUGGUAGCAAAACUGCAACAGGUUACGUCGGUGCGGUCCAGCCUGCAGUGGCGGACGGCAGUAGUGUUUCAGGAAGUGUUGAUGAUACCGGAGCCUCAAGCAGCGGAUCCUUUUCCGCGUCGGGCAGCAGGGGUUCUUUCAGCGGGUCGUUUUCAGGAUCGGGUAGUGGCAGCGUACUCGAGCGCAUUCCGCUGUCGAUGUCGGAGCCGAGCUUCUAUCGGCCGACGAGCUUUCCGAAGUUGCCGCCCGGAUGCGGCGAAGAUCUACCGGACGAGAUGGGAAAGCGGACCGUGUCACGGAUCAUGCAGCCGCUCCUGGAUAUGAAGCGCAGGACGUUGUACUGCUUUUUUUUUUCAUAAGUUGCGAUUGCCGCGUGCGCUGUGAGUAAAUACUUUUUGUUGAGUCGUUGUAUCACUGAUGACAUGCAGAUGAGUCAGAAGGAAUCAACUUGAUGUGCUGCCUGACCAUUUCAAAAAUGCACCUGAAAGGCAGGACGCGGCGGCGCUGGCACAGACGAGCAGCGAUAACGCAACCGCGCUGCUAGUGAACACGGCGUCCAAUUUGGCGAACAAGGCUAUCUACCCACAAUUGGUCCGCUCGCUGUGCGAAAAGGGCGUACGCCAGCGCAUGCAGGAGUCCGGGCACCCGGUUUCCACUGCACUGGUCGAAACGACGAUUGAAAAGUGCGUCUCGGACACGACGCAGAAGUUGGAUUCCGGCAAGGCCACCGCCACCACAACGCUUCUGAACCAAAUGAACGCCACGGCGACCGGGAUCCAAGCAGAGUCUCACGAGUUGGCGCACACCACCGGGAGCAGCGCCGUCCUAGAGGCGUACGCUACUGCGGUAGAGGCGGCCGACGCGCAGCAGGAGAUCAAAACCGCCGCAACGAAAGCGUACAACUUCGCGUCGCACUGGGUGCGGUACGGCCACAAGCAGGUGAAACAGGAAAUCGCCAAGGCGACGGAGCGAACCGCGCACGCGGAGAGCAAGAGCAUUGCCGAGCGGAUUGGCGGCUUGUGGGUUUUGGACCAGGUCAAGGAAAAAGCGAAGAAAGCCGUGGAUUCCGACUUGCAGGCUGACGUCAACCGCAUUGCCGAGCAGAUCGGCCAGCACGCGGUGGAGGAACUCUGGAGUUUGGACGGAUUGCACGGGAAAAUCCCUGUGCCGGUCAUACACUUUCCGCCGUUGCCCGAGGGCAGCGGGUCUGGGUCUUUCAGUGGGUCACCCAGCGGUUCUGCUGGCAGCGUAGGCAGUUUUGGAGGAUUUUCGGCAAGCGGCGCAGGCAGCGGUCCGGCGGAAAGUGGUAGCAGUAGCGCGACAGCGUUGCAGAGUGAAGCGGAAGAUUCCGAACCAAAAAAACAAGCAGCCGUGCCGACUUUCCUACAAGAACGCAGCAGCCGUCGCAAGAAGCUAUUCCCGUUCAGGCAAAUGCAUGCCGCAAAUAUCCAGCCAGAAGAAGAGCGAGAAGAAGUUCGUCCUCAAGCGAAUGAAGUGCUGACAUCUGCGGGCGCGCUUGCGCAUAUGGGCCACCUGCUGCUGCAUGAAGCCGGCCGCUUCAUUUCCAGUGAUUCUGUCGGCCCUGGGGGUGUCGGACCGGCCUCGUUUUCGUCUCCGUCUGAAUCUUCAAGCGAGAACGAAAAAUCCGGGUCCAGCGGCCCGUCAGUCGGAAAACUGGCUCGCAGUAGCGGAUCAUCAGAACAGCAACCUUCUGGCAGUGGAUCCUUUUCCGCGUCGGUCCCCCCAACCAAGACCGAGCAUCUCGCCCCGUGCCCGGCCUUCGAGUUGCCGUCCUUCGAGGACGGCCGGUGGCUGCCCGCCGCCGACGGGGGCUUGCCGACCGUAGCUGACAAUACCGAACCGCCCGGUGCCAUCGGGCAACCGGUUCCGGUCGCGCAGGGCGUCCGCGCCUGGCGGCUUUUGCACGGGGGCUACGCGUUUCGGUACAAACAAGUACCCUCCUUGUUGGUCCGGUUCUUCAACGGCAAGGCGGAGUAUCUCUGGUCGGACAUGUACGUGCGGCAUACGCCCUUGCAAAGAGACUUCUGGACGACGGACGGGACGAAACACGUCACUGAGUACCUCGACGGGAAACGAGUUUACCAAACGAAGGACGUCGUUACCGUGGAAGAGGUGCCGAACGUUUCUGUCAAACUGCACUACUGCAACCCCAAUCGGGAGGUUUCGAAAACUGUCGCCGGGGUCUCGUACAUCGACGGCGCCAGCGGGAGAAACGUGUUCCGCACAGACGAUUUAGAUCUGACGUCCGUGGAGACGCCGGUACAAGUGGGGGGAAAGGCGGAAAAGGAGCUGACGGUAAAAGCCCGACCCCUGAACGCGGAACAGGAGGGCGCCCUGGUCCGCGACGCGCCUGACAGCGUGCAGUACUACUUUCCGGACGAGAUCGUGGAAGUGAAGAAAGCGGAUAACUCGGUCACGCGAACGGACCGAGCGGCCGUCGGAAGCAGUCCGUGAGCAGGAAGGCUUGCAGGUUGCAUCUUUAGCAAGCAAACAAAAUGGGAUGAAGUUUCAGUUUUCUUUUCCAAAAAUAUGUGCCCCUCCGUAAGCACACAAUGUGCACUGCCCAUGAUGUAAGUACCUAAGUAGAAAGAUAUGAACUGGCAAGUCUAUCAUGAAGUAAAGCGGAG